Molecule: messenger RNA, 4899 nt
Organism: Octopus sinensis (East Asian common octopus)
Lineage: Eukaryota; Metazoa; Mollusca; Cephalopoda; Octopoda; Octopodidae
Product: zinc finger protein 62 homolog
Exons: 3
Coding region: 487-2298 (603 amino acids)
Source: RefSeq, a predicted model, not a curated record
CACUUUCGUUUAUGGAAUUCGUCGUCAUCGUUAUUUAUAAAUAAUUGCACAACUUAUUACCCUAUAUUAAUUAAUUAUUACCCUAUAUUAAUUAAUCUGUAUGAACACGACGGCACCUCACCAAGUUUCCAUUCACCAAAUUCCACUUCUCAGCGAAUCUAAUGCAAAUGGCAUACUUGAAGUACAUCAUGAGUUUUUAUAAAGUUUUAAAGACUAAAAGAAGAUGUCACACAGAAUAAAUAUCACGUUGCGUAUAUAAAUCUACGGUAGAAUUCUAAAAUAUUUCCUCUGGAUGUCAUUGGGAAAAUUUCUCUCCCUUACUGUCUGAAACAUAUACAAGACAAUUUUGUAUAUGUGGUUAUUUACAAGUUUGAAGAUCUUUGGAUAUUGAGAAGAAAUUAUAGUUGAUGGAAAUAUUGCAGUGGAUAUAUUUGUUAAAAAUAUUGGGAAAACAUAUCUGUAUAUUGUGAUGAGAGAAUAAAAAUUAUGGAAAAUAAAUUAUGUGAAAUCCAGUGUAAAACAGUUGAUUUUCCUGAUGGAAUACUGAAAGAAAUUGGAAAAACAUACCCCUGUGAUAUAUGCAAGAAGUCAUUCACUCAAAAAGGUCACCUAACUACUCAUAAACGUAUUCAUACUGGAGAGAAGCCAUAUCAUUGUGAUAUCUGUGGUAAAUCAUUCUCUCGAAAUGGUGAUGUAACUAUACACAAACGUAUUCAUACAGGAGAAAAACCAUAUCACUGUGAUAUUUGUGAUAAAUCGUUUUCUCAAAGUGGUAAAUUGACUAUACACAAACAGAUUCAUACAGGAGAGAAACCUUAUCACUGUGAUAUUUGUGGUAAAUCAUUUGCUCAAAGAAAUGGCUUGACUGGCCACAAACAAAUUCAUUCAGGAGAGAAGCCAUAUUGCUGCGAUAUUUGUGGUAAAUCGUUCUCUCGGAAUGAUCACUUAACUGUACACAAACUCAUUCAUACAGGAGAGAAACCUUUCCACUGUGAUAUUUGUGGUAAAUCAUUCUCUCGAAAUGAGCACUUAACAGAUCACAAAUACACUCAUACAGGAGAGAAACCAUAUCACUGUGAUAUUUGUGGAAAAUCAUUCUAUCGAAAUUAUCAUUUAACUAAACACAAGCACAUUCAUACUGGAGAGAAGUCCUGUCGCUGUGAAAUCUGUGGUAAAGCAUUCUUUCGAAAUGGUGACUUAACUACUCAUAUACGCAUUCAUACAGGUGAGAAGCCAUAUUCUUGUGAUAUCUGUGGUAAGUCAUUCUCUGGAAAUGGUGACUUAACUAAACACCAACGCAUUCAUACAGGAGAGAAGCCAUAUCACUGUGAUAUCUGUGGCAAAUCUUUCUCAGCAACAAGUAACCUAAAUGUACAUAGACAUAUUCAUACAGGAGAGAAACCUUAUCAUUGUGAUAUCUGUGGUAAAUCAUUUUCUGCAGCGAGUAACUUAACUACACAUAAGUACAUUCAUACAGGAGAGAAACCACAUCAGUGUGAUAUCUGUGAUAAAUCAUUCUCUGCAACAAGUAACUUAACUAUGCAUAGACGUAUUCAUACAGGAGGGAAACCAUACCGCUGUGAUAUGUGUGAUAUAUCCUUCUCUCAUGGAAGUACUCUAACCAUACAUCACAGCUAUAUUCAUAAAAGAAAGAAGCCAUAUUUCUGUGAGAUCUGUGGUAAAUCAUUCUUUGCUAGAAGUAAAUUAACUAUACACAGACAUAUUCAUACAGGAGAGAAGCCAUACCAGUGUGAUAUCUGUGGUAUAUCAUUUUCUCAAAGAAGUCACCUAACUACACAUAAACAUAUUCAUACAGGAGACAAACCAUAUCAUUGUGAUAUCUGUGGCAAAUCAUUUUCUCAAACAAGUCAUUUAAUUAUUCACAAACGUAUUCAUACAGGAGAGAAGCCAUAUCACUGUGAUAUCUGUGGUAAUUCGUUCUCUCAAAAUAGUGACGUAACUAAACACAAACGCAUCCAUAUAGGAGAGAAACCAUAUCACUGUGAUAUUUGUGGUAUACCAUUUUCUCACAAUAGGUACUUAACUAAACACAAACACCUUCAUUUAACUGAGAAAUCAUUCCCUGUAAAUAGUAAGUUGACUGAUCACAAACACAUUCGUAGAGGAGAAAGGCAAUAUCACUGUGACAUCUGUGGGAAACCAUUCUCUGUAACAAGUCACUUAAUUACUCACAAACGUAUUCACACAGGAGAGAAGCCAUAUCAAUGUAAUAUCUGUGGUAGAUCAUUCUCUCAUGCUGGUAACUUAAAAAGACACAAGUAUACUCAUACAGCAUAAAAGGCAUAUGACUGUGAUAAAUCAUUCUUCCAAAACAAUUACCUACCUACAUAUGAAUAUCUUAAUACAGAAUACUGUUGUCAUCGUUGUUUUAACAUUCACAUUUCCUUGCUUGCAUGGGUCAGACAGAUAAUUGAGGCAAAUUUUCUGUGGCCUACUCUUUCUCUCGCUCACACACACACAAUGGACUUCUUUUAGUUUUUGUCUACCAAAUCAAUUCCCAAGGCUUUGAUCAGCCUGGAGUUAAAGUGGAAGACACUUGCCCAAGGUGUUACAUCGUGGGAUGGAACCCAACCAGUUGGCUAUGAAACAAUCUUUUUAAUUACACACCACACUUGCUGUCUAAAUUCAUUCUAUGUAAAGCAAUAACCAUAGAACAUAUUCACACAGGAAAGAAGUUGUGUGAUAACAACCUCAAUUUUAUAUUUUAUAUAACCUCUACACCUAUAACUUACCACUGUGAUAUGCUUAAAAGAGGCAUUCUUUUCAAUCUUUUCAAAUAGUAAUAUUCUAAGAGAGAAAAUAUAAAAUUAAUUUAUUAGACAUUGUCUGUGAAUAGCUGUGAAUUGUGUUCUCAUAUAUCCAACCUGAAAGUUACUGUUACAAAUAUGAAGUGCAUUCAAAAGGUAUCUGACUUUAUUUUUUCCUGGGCAAAAGCCUUUUGGUGGCAAGUGAUACCACUCUUCCUGCUCAUGUAUGAACAUUUUUUUCAUGCUGGUAGGCCACAUCAGUUCCUGGCAGUUACGCCUAGAUUACACACGUGUAGUGUGCACUCAUCAGAUUUUGCCAAACGCUUGGUGAUACUCAAGCUCAAACCAUGGGCUAAACUCAGAUCAAGGAGUGAUACAGCUGCUUCAGACAGCAAGGCACGCUCAGGUAGACUAUCCACUAACCAAAAUGAGGAGCCAAUUGAGAAGGUUCAGCAAAAAGUCAUGGAUGACUGUUGUAACAAUCCAAAAAAUCUCUCUCAAAGUGGGAAUAAGCACAAGAUCAGUGCUUUUUAUUUUAAUGGAGGAUUUGUGCAUGCAAAGUGUGAGUGGGAAAAUAAAGUCAGACACUUUUUGAACACACCUUGUAAUCCAGCCUUUCCUGGUCAAGAACAACACACCACUUGUCCAACAAGCACCCUACUCUCCCGACUUAGCACCAUGAGACUUCUAAUCUUCUCGAAACUGAAAACCAUACUGAAAGGAAAGUGAUUAGAGCCACAAGAGAAAAUUAUGAGGAAAGUGAUAGCAAAGCUCUGCAGCAUUCCAGAGGUGUUACCAGCAGGAGCAGAACUGCUACGAGAAAUAUGUGAACUCCCAAGGGAAGUGUUUUGAAGGUGAUUACAUAAAAUUUGUAAAACAUACAUUUUUUUUUACACCCAGUGGUCAGAUACUUUUUCAAUACACCUCAUACAUAAACAAUAAAGAAAUAUUUCAUUAUAUCCCUGACCAUCCUGACUCUGGCCCCUUCUCCCUUUGCCUCAUUCUGUCUCUCAGUUUCGAUUACCACUUGCUUCGCCAGUACUUCCCCAUCCUCCACCAUCCAACCCUAUAUAAACUAGCACACACAUUCGGAUUCCCCUACUCCAUUUUAAUAACUCUGCCGAAACAAGUCCAGGAGAUGCUCAGAUAAGAAAAAAAACACCUUUUUUUUCAACCUUGUUCAUCUACUUCUCUAUUUCUGCGCAGAUCAUAAACCCCUUAUUAGUCCCUUUCAUUAUUCUAUCUGUUUCAUUACCAUGUAAACAUAGUUUCAUUUCCUCGCUUUUGUCUUAAAGCAAACCUAAGUUCCUUCAUUAUUUGUCGCUUAUUCGUUUAUUCAAGUUUCUCACUUGUUUCUCACAGAUUGGCUGACCAAAAAUUCUAAGAUUUUUCAAUUCUAUUUCACUAUUAUCAGCAUUUGCUGUUUCAUUAAAUUUUGUUAUCCAAAAUCCCAACAGAGUAUUUUUCUCCCUCAUGUUCUAUCCCUGACCACCCUAAUUCUGGUCUCCCUCCCCUCUCUGUUUCGAUUACCACUUGCUUCGCCAAUACUUCCCCAUCUUCCACCACCCAACCCUAUAUAAACUAGCACAUACACUCGGACUCCCCUACUCCAUUUUAAUGACUCCACCGAAAGAGUACGAAUCCAGAUGCUCUUGUCUAAUUUUGCUAUUUCGCAGCAGGUUGAAGGCUAUUGUUUGUUUAUGAAUUCUGCCAAAUGCGAGCUUUCUUUUCAGGUACAUGACACUGCUGCCCCCCAUCUCAGGGUCUCACAGGCCCACACCUCCCAUACCCUCAGAGUGAGUUGUUACACUCAACGUGGGCCCACUGAAAGGUAGGUCUGGUGAGAUUGUUGAGAUGCUUCAACACAGACGUGUAGAUUUGUGCUGCAUCCAAGAAGUAAGGUGGAGAGGAGGUUCCGCUAGGUACCUCUCAGACAAAGAAUGCAGAUACAAGACUUUCUGGGCAGGGAACAAUGACGGGGUUGGGGGCAUGGGUAUACUUGUUGCAGAGAAAUGGAUUGAUAAGGUAAUCGAGGUAGUCAGAGUAUGCGAUAAAAUACUUAAGAUUAGAUUAGUGCUACAUCAUGGGUUAGCAACCAUUAUCUCAGCCUAUGCCCCUCAGCCGGGGCUAC